AUGAGCAGCCGCUACGUCGACGACGAUUCCUACAACCACCCAUACGACUACAGUGGGGUCGGAACCACCUAUGAUAAUACCGGCACAACAUAUGGUACUACGGACUACGACACCGGUUAUGGUGUAACAACCUACGAUCCAGACACCGGCGCCUACGACCAGCACCUCGACUACCGAACCGAUUCCUCGCGACGACACCAUCGGGAGCGACUUAAUGACAAAGGCGUCUACCGACACAGAGAUGUUGACCGCCGUGAUGACGGAACCACUCACGUUCAUCGGGAGUACGACAAUCCCAUUACGGGUACCAGCUAUCACCGCGAUGUUGAGCGGUAA
Messenger RNA from Penicillium maclennaniae, 336 nucleotides. RefSeq lists its product as uncharacterized. The transcript has a single exon. The record is from RefSeq and is a predicted model, not a curated record. The coding region runs from base 1 to 336 and encodes 111 amino acids. Lineage: Eukaryota; Fungi; Ascomycota; Eurotiomycetes; Eurotiales; Aspergillaceae.